Paraphaeosphaeria sporulosa is the source of this 654-nucleotide messenger RNA. RefSeq lists its product as uncharacterized. Bases 1 to 654 code for a protein of 217 amino acids. The transcript has a single exon. Lineage: Eukaryota; Fungi; Ascomycota; Dothideomycetes; Pleosporales; Didymosphaeriaceae. The record is from RefSeq and is a predicted model, not a curated record.
AUGUCUCAAAUCACCGCCUUCAACCACCCUCUCUACUCGGCUCCUUCCACCAGCAACGCUAGCUCUCUCCCUGCUGCUGCCGCCAUCCCAGCAUGCAACCAGCUCACGGCCUUGAAGGCCAAGAACUUCGACGAGCUAAUGGACCUCGCGGCCCAAGUUUUCACCGGCCAAGAGGAUCUCCAAUCCACCAUGUCCUCUAUCAUGAACGCCAUCGCGUCUGGCCCAAUCGUGCACCAACUCGCAGAGGCAAUUUACUUUCGACAAGGGCACACCUUCGUAAUGCAAUACCGCAUCGACGACAUCACGCGCCUUCAGCAGGAGCAUGAAGCUGUCGCCGCUGGCAUCGCGACGCCAGAUGCGCUUGCGGGGAUGAGCGACUUCGUGCUGAGGCAGCGGUUGAGCUCCUGGGUGUCUAGCUUGGGCUUGGCCGAGAUGGAAGUUGACAUAGACUCCUUUUCUUCGUCCUCUUCCUCCUCUUAUUCCUCUGAUGAGGAUGACGAUUUCAAGGAGCCCAUGAAAGAAGACUCUCAAGAUAGUGGCUAUGAGUCAAAGUCCCCCGAUAUGGAGACAAAUGAGGAGAACGACUACGACGGCUUCGAGUCCAUGGAUGAGAACACCGACUAUGAGAGCGACGACGAUAAGAAGCUAAUUUAG